Messenger RNA from Lactuca virosa, 2232 nucleotides. NCBI's taxonomy places the organism in Eukaryota, Viridiplantae, Streptophyta, Magnoliopsida, Asterales, Asteraceae. The record is from the annotation of a GenBank genome assembly.
AUUCUUUUUUAGUUUUUAGUUGGGCAGGAUUUGAACUGGUCAUUCUUUUGUGAGAUUUCUUUCAUCUUCUCCGAAUAGUAGACAUAACCAGGUGGUGGGUGCUCUUGAACUGAUAUCAUUUUCAUAUCUGAUACACCUUCCACUCUCUCUCUCUCUUCGUUCUUUGAAUCCAUUCUAAAUCGUGUUUAGUGAUCUGAAUCUCCUUUUUACUGUUGUGAAAACAUUAAAUGUUGUAAUUUUUGUCAUUAUCUGUUAAAAGUCACAAUUGGGUAUAUCAGUUUUCAUUAAAAUUUCCAUCUUGGUGGGGUUUGUAUGAGGGAUUUUUUUUUUCUUCUUCUGUUGUGUAUACAAGUCAAAGUCUAUUCGUUCUCUUCUUCAGCCAUGUGAGAUGAGUGUUUAACCAAAGGCGUGUCACCAUCUCCCAUCUUUUCUUCAGAUAGGUUUUGAUUAAUACAUCUGGUUAUCGUUUUCCCAUCACGAAUUCGCUUCAAAACUGGGUAAUUUCGUCGAAAUUUGGGGAUUUUCAUGAUACCACUUGGGUUGAAAUUUAGGGUUUGUUUCAAAAGAUGAAAUCUGGUGAGGAAAAAAGUGUUGAGUCUUGGCAUGUUGUUAAAUCAAAGGGGAAGAACAAUCAACCUAAGAAAACCGAUGCAAUUUGUCGCGAAACGGAGGAGGGAACUACAGUCGGGUGUUGGAACAGGUGGAAAUUCAUCGGGAGCUGUAUUUCUUCAAGAUCUAAAGUCGAUAAUUCAAUCAGUGGCAUCAGUACUACUCCCGGUGAAAGUAAAUCGACAAAUGACGUAAGCAAAGAUCAACCGGUGGUUCCGGCGGUGUCAUCAACCACCACAAGCACCGGAGAAAGCGUCUCAUCCACCCAAAAACUAGAAGAAGAACUCAAAAUCGCUUCUCGUCUUCGCAAAUUCGCUUUCAAUGAUCUUAAAAUGGCAACCCGAAACUUCAGACCCGAAAGUCUUCUUGGUGAAGGGGGAUUUGGUUGCGUUUUCAAAGGCUGGAUUGAAGAAAACGGAACUGCUCCGGUGAAACCAGGCACCGGACUUACAGUUGCCGUUAAAACCCUCAAUCAUGACGGACUUCAAGGCCAUAAAGAAUGGCUGGCAGAAGUAAAUUAUUUAGGUGAUCUUAUUCAUCCAAAUUUGGUUAAAUUAAUCGGUUACUGCAUUGAAGAUGAUCAAAGGCUUCUUGCAUAUGAGUUCAUGCCUCGAGGGAGCUUAGAGAAUCAUUUGUUUAGAAGGUCUUUGCCUCUUCCAUGGUCCAUCAGAAUGAAAAUUGCACUUGGGGCUGCAAAGGGUCUUGCAUUUCUUCACGAAGAAGCAAAAAGACCCGUAAUUUAUCGUGAUUUCAAAACCUCCAACAUUUUAUUAGAUGCGGAAUACAAUGCAAAACUUUCCGAUUUCGGUCUUGCAAAAGAUGCCCCAGAGGGCGAUAAAACUCACGUGUCCACCCGAGUCAUGGGUACAUACGGAUACGCAGCCCCCGAAUACGUAAUGACAGGACAUCUCACAUCAAAAAGUGAUGUAUAUAGUUUUGGUGUUGUUUUGCUUGAAAUGUUGACCGGAAGAAGGUCAAUGGACAAAAACCGUCCAAAUGGCGAACAUAAUCUUGUCGAGUGGGCCCGCCCACAUUUAGGAGAAAGAAGGCGGUUUUAUCGGUUAAUUGACCCGCGACUCGAGGGCCAUUUUUCUAUAAAAGGAGCCCAAAAAGCGGCCCAAUUAGCGGCCCGUUGUUUGAGUCGCGACCCGAAAGUGAGACCUCUAAUGAGUGAAGUUGUGGAUUCUUUAAAACCAUUGCCAGCCCUAAAAGACAUGGCAAGUUCUUCAUAUUAUUUUCAGACUAUACAAUCUGAUCGGGUCGGGUCGAGCCCAAACGGGAGAAAUGGGUCACGGGUUCCGGGCGGGUCGGUUUUGAGAAACGGGUCGCAGAAUCCGAGGAGUUUGUCGGUUUCGAAUAGUACACGGGCUUCACCUUAUCACCAGCAGUUUUCACCAAAGCCGAAUGAGAAGGAAUAGAAGGGGGGUGUUUGGUUUGGUUAUUGUUGGGAUGUUUUGCUAGUAUUAUUAUUAUUAUUAUAUUUUUUUAUAAUUUAGUUCUAAUUGUUUAAAGCAGUAUAAGAAACGACAGGAGACAGAUGUGGGAUUUAUGUUGUUGUGAUGGAGUUAAGAGUGAUCAUGGCAGUGUAAUUUAUGAGGAGCUGUGAAGUUCAUUCUUUUUGGG